AUGGACCGUUGUGCAAGUCCUCAGCUCAGUUUUACUGCUAUAAGUCCUGCGCUAUUUUGGAUUAGUGAAACUGUCAGAACAUUGGGCUAUGAUAAUGCAGUGAUAACCACGCUUCACGAUAUGACGACGUCUGACUGGCACCUUUCUCCUGUCUAUCCAUCUGGAACAUCUCCUGAAAGUUUAUAUCCUGCUUCCGAUUACCAAUCAGAUAAAUAUCUAUCUACAUAUUAUCCUCCUACAACUACAGAACCUUCAUAUGCUGACUAUAUUGAUACCGGCUCAAGGCUUCCUUAUAGCUCACCUGUUUAUCCUACUGGAACCUCUCCAGCAAAGCACAACGUGCGUCUUUUCGAUGUAUCCCAUGUUACUGAAACUACUACUACUACUUCUACUAGUAUUGAUUGUACUAAUUUUACUAGUCAGUCGUCAACAGAACCUUAUCCUUCUUCAGUCUAUCCUACUGGAACCCCUUCUAAACCUGUUUACUCUUACGAUACCGAUACCGAAGAAACAAAUCCAAGCUGGCCAUCGACUACUUGUCCUGAUUUUACUGGUCGGUAUUCAACGCCACCUUAUCCUUCUACAGUCUAUCCUACUGGAACACCUCCUAAACCUACUUACUCAUACGAUACCGAUACCGAAGAAACAAAUCCAAGCUGGCCAUCGACUACUCGUCCUGAUUUUACUGAUCGGUAUUCAACGCCACCUUAUCCUUCUCCAGUCUAUCCUACUGGAACACCUCCUAAACCUACUUACUCAUACGAUAUCGAUACCGAAGAAACAAAUCCAAGCUGGCCAUCGACUACUCGUCCUGAUUUUACUGAUCGGUAUUCAACGCCACCUUAUCCUUCUCCAGUCUAUCCUACUGGAACCCCUCCUAAACCUACUUACUCAUACGAUACCGAUACUGAAGAAACAAAUCCAAGCUGGCCAUCGACUACUCGUCCUGAUUUUACUGGUCGGUAUUCAACGCCACCUUAUCCUUCUCCAGUCUAUCCUACUGGAACCCCUCCUAAACCUACUUACUCAUACGAUACCGAUACUGAAGAAACAAAUCCAAGCUGGCCAUCGACUACUCGUCCUGAUUUUACUGAUCGGUAUUCAACGCCACCUUAUCCUUCUCCAGUCUAUCCUACUGGAACUCCUCCUAAACCUACUUACUCAUACGAUACCGAUACCGAAGAAACAAAUCCAAGCUGGACAUCGACUACUCGUCCUGAUUUUACUGAUCGGUAUUCAACGCCACCUUAUCCUUCUCCAGUCUAUCCUACUGGAACCCCUCCUAAACCUACUUACUCAUACGAUACCGAUACCGAAGAAACAAAUCCAAGCUGGACAUCGACUACUCGUCCUGAUUUUACUGAUCGGUAUUCAACGCCACCUUAUCCUUCUCCAGUCUAUCCUACUGGAACUCCUCCAAAGGACCCGGAGUAUCAUUACCCCAUUGAAGAAGCAAUUACUACGACACUAUAUUCAACUUCUAAGCAAGAUAACCCACAAGACAAUACACAGCCUCAUUCAACUUAUCCCUAUCCGUCAGAGGUUUACCCAACUGGAACACCGCCAACGAGAACUGUGAGCGAUCCUGAUGAUUAUAUUACAGAAAAUACUAUAACUACUACUUCUUACUCUACUACUUACAAGCCAGAAUAUUCAGAAACUAAGAAAACCCUUCCUUAUCCAUCUGAUAUUUACCCGACAGGAACUCCUUCAAAGCAACCAAAUCCUACUUAUCCACAAAAUCCUUCAAUUGGUACUUCAUCUGAUGUUAGUGUUAAUUAUUAUGUAAAUCCAAAUUAUCCAGCCCUUUCACACCCGUAUCCCACUCAAACUGCUCCAUCACAUUCUCCCAGUCUUCGAUAUCCUCGCCGUCCUUCUCAAUCGUCAGUAUCUUUUUCUCAUCCUUAUCCUAUUAAAAAUGUUAUACCUCCAAAAACAUUUGGAAUACAAAAAACUUCAAUUUCAUCUUCCUUGGUUUACCCGACAGGAACUAUGUCAAUACGUAUUACUACAACUACACGAAAGCCAUAUACUCGUCGUCCUAGUUCUACUUUGUAUCCUCCGACGCCGUGUUAUCAAAGUAGAAUACCGUAUAAUUAUACUACUCUUCCUUAUCCCACUGGAACUCCUUCACUGAAACCAUUCUCUACUUAUCGAGUUGUAAUACCAAAGAGAACUACUACCAGAAGGACUACUACCACUACCCACCUAGUUUACCCUACCGGAGUUCAGCCUGAGACUACACCUUGUCCUACUACUAAAGUUUCUUAUGGUUCAAGACCUCAAACUGCGCCCUCUGCCGUGUAUCCUUCUGCGUUUAAUAAAGGUAAAAACAUAAAAGUACUGAAUUUUUUACGUGAAUCACUUAAAUAUAAUGCAUUGGUUCCAAAAAGAACGAUAAACAAUACAAAUAAUAUUAAACUGAAGGACUUAGUUGCCGCGAGACUGCGACCCUCGCCAAGCCUUAAAGCUUCCGUAACUACUAAAAGAUUUAGACCUGAUGUAAUACCAAAACGGACAAAUCCUUUUGUUCAACUUGGUAAAAGUAAGACAACUAAUAUUAUGGACUGGUUCAGUGUAGUUGUUAAAAAUAAAUUAAAAAAUAGUACAUCAGUAUUCUACAUUGUUAGUUCAUCAAAGGCUACUCAGAAGGGCAUACAGAAGUCCUUUAACUUCUUAGAUCUUACAUAA
Messenger RNA from Spodoptera frugiperda (fall armyworm), 2691 nucleotides. RefSeq lists its product as uncharacterized. Lineage: Eukaryota; Metazoa; Arthropoda; Insecta; Lepidoptera; Noctuidae. The record is from RefSeq and is a predicted model, not a curated record. The transcript has a single exon. The coding region runs from base 1 to 2691 and encodes 896 amino acids.